Molecule: messenger RNA, 9723 nt
Organism: Scophthalmus maximus (turbot)
Lineage: Eukaryota; Metazoa; Chordata; Actinopteri; Pleuronectiformes; Scophthalmidae
Product: inositol 1,4,5-trisphosphate receptor type 1
Exons: 61
Coding region: 338-8572 (2744 amino acids)
Biological process (GO): calcium ion transmembrane transport
Cellular component (GO): membrane; endoplasmic reticulum
Molecular function (GO): inositol 1,4,5-trisphosphate-gated calcium channel activity; inositol 1,4,5 trisphosphate binding
Source: RefSeq, a predicted model, not a curated record
GCGAGCCAGCCAGUGAGCAGGCAGCCCUCAGUGAGCGCAGCCAGCCGCGGAGCUGUCAGAUAUAAAACACUGGACUGUAACGGUGGCCGACGGCUGGAUGUCACCGUCGGAGGGCGGAGAGAGCAGAGCCGCCGUCGUGUCGUCCCCAGCCGCUCCGCAGCAGGGCUGAACGACCGAGCGUCCGCCGCCGCCGAGGUUCGAUCGACAGACGUGUGCGGCGGCAAGAAGAUGCGCAGUUUUGCGGUGACAGUGCUGGAAGUUUCACCGUCCACAGGCCCGUCGUCACUCGGAGCUUACAGCAGUGAGCCCAGGACAAACGUGUUAGUGUGUGUCGACCAUGUCAGAUAAGAUGUCCAGCUUCCUUCACAUUGGGGACAUCUGUUCCCUGUACGCAGAGGGAUCCACCAAUGGUUUCAUCAGCACCCUGGGCUUGGUGGAUGACCGCUGCGUCGUCCAGCCUGACGCAGGGGACCUCAACAACCCUCCAAAGAAGUUCCGAGACUGUCUGUUCAGACUGUGUCCUAUGAACCGCUAUUCGGCGCAGAAGCAGUUCUGGAAAGCAGCGAAGCCUGGAGGGAACACUGACACAGUGCUCCUCAACAAGCUUCAUCAUGCAGCCGACCUGGAGAAGAAGCAGAAUGACUCUGAAAACAAAAAACUACUUGGGACAGUAAUUCAGUAUGGGAACGUUAUUCAGCUCCUCCACCUGAAGAGCAACAAGUACCUGACGGUGAACAAGCGUCUGCCUGCGCUGUUGGAGAAGAACGCCAUGAGGGUGAUGCUGGACACUGCUGGAAACGAGGGGUCCUGGUUUUACAUACAGCCUUUCUACAAACUGCGCUCCAUCGGAGACAGUGUGGUGAUUGGGGACAAAGUGGUCCUGAACCCCGUGAAUGCUGGUCAGCCGCUCCAUGCCAGCACGCAUCAGCUCGUGGACAAUCCAGGAUGCAAUGAGGUGAACUCGGUCAACUGUAACACCAGCUGGAAGAUUGUCUUGUUUAUGAAAUGGAGUGACAACCAGGAGAUCAUCCUAAAAGGGGGUGAUGUGGUGCGGUUGUUUCAUGCAGAGCAGGAGAAAUUCCUUACAUGUGACGAUCACAGAAGAAAACAAUAUGUUUUCCUUCGAACUACUGGACGGCAGUCUGCUACCUCGGCAACUAGCAGCAAAGCCCUAUGGGAGAUUGAGGUCGUGCAGCAUGAUCCGUGUCGAGGGGGCGCAGGCUACUGGAACAGCCUGUUCAGGUUCAAACACCUGGCCACCGGACAUUACCUGGCUGCAGAGGUGAAUCCAGAGUAUGAAGAUGAGUGCCUGGAGUCCCGCUCAUCACUGGACUCGGAGCAAGAAGUCUUAAGAGCCCGUUUGAGGAAUGUCCCGGACAAAGUCAUGUACACUCUUGUGUCGGUUCCUGAUGGAAAUGACAUUUCCUCCAUAUUUGAACUUGACCCGACCACCUUAAGAGGGGGAGACUCCCUAGUACCAAGGAACUCAUAUGUCCGCCUCAGACACCUGUGCACCAACACAUGGCUUCACAGUACCAACCAACCAAUUGACAAGGAGGAGGAAAAACCUGUCAUGCUGCGUAUUGGCACAUCUGCACUCAAAGAGGACAAAGAGGCUUUUGCCAUCGUGCCCGUCUCCCCGGCUGAGGUGAGAGACCUCGACUUCGCCAAUGAUGCCAGUAAAGUGCUGGCCUCCAUUGCUGGAAAGCUGGAGAAAGGCACCAUCACACAGAAUGAGAGGAGGGCGGUUACCAAGCUUCUGGAGGAUCUGGUGUUCUUUGUUGUGGACAUUCCCAACAAUGGACAGGAUGUUCUAGAGAUCAUGGUCAACAAACCAAACAGAGAACGACAGAAACUCAUGAGAGAACAGAAUAUUCUCAAACAGAUCUUCAAGCUGCUGCAGGCUCCUUUCACAGACAGUGGGGAUGGGCCCAUGCUGCGACUGGAGGAGCUGGCCGACCAGCGUCAUGCCCCCUUCAGACACAUCUGCCGCCUGUGUUACCGGGUUUUACGUCAUUCUCAGCAGGACUACCGUAAGAACCAGGAGUACAUUGCCAAACAGUUUCGCUUCAUGCAAAAACAGAUCGGCUAUGAUGUCCUGGCAGAGGACACGAUCACAGCUCUGCUCCAUAACAACCGAAAGCUGCUGGAGAAACACAUCACUGCUGCAGAGAUUGACACGUUUGUCAGUCUGGUCCGCAAGAACCGCGAGCCAAGGUUCCUGGACUACCUGUCAGACUUGUGUGUGUCAAUGAAUAAGUCCAUCCCUGUGACACAGGAGCUCAUCUGUAACGCAGUGCUGGAUCCAGCUAACGCAGACAUUCUCAUUGAAACAAAAUUGGUGCUGUCGAGAUUUGAAAUCGAGGGUGUGCCGCUCGGGGAGAAUUCUUUGGAGUCGGAGGAAGAUGAGGAGGAAGUGUGGUUGUUCUGGAAGGAUAGCAAUAAAGAGAUCCGCAGUAAAAGCAUCAGGGAGCUGGCUCAGGAUGCCAAGGAGGACCAGAAGGAGGACCAGGAGGUGAUCAGCUACUACAGGUACCAGCUGAACCUGUUUGCCAGAAUGUGUUUGGACCGUCAGUAUUUGGCGAUCAACAAGAUCUCUGGGCAGCUGGACGUGGACCUAAUCUUACGAUGCAUGUCAGAUGAAGACCUGCCCUACGACCUGCGAGCCUCCUUCUGUCGCAUGAUGCUGCACAUGCAUGUGGAUCGUGACCCUCAGGAGCAGGUCACACCCGUCAAAUACGCACGACUCUGGUCCGAGAUCCCCUCGGAGAUUGCCAUCGACGACUAUGACAAUGAUGGAACGUCAAAAGAUGAAAUUAAGGAGAGAUUCUCGCAAACUAUGGAGUUUGUUGAGAACUACCUGAGAGAUGUGGUCUGUCAGAGCUUCCCCUUUGCAGAUAAAGAAAAGAACAAGCUCACAUUUGAGGUGGUGAAUCUGGCCAGGAACCUGAUUUAUUUUGGUUUCUACAACUUCAGCGACCUGUUGAGACUAACCAAGAUCCUGCUGGCUAUUCUAGACUGUGUCCACGUCAGCACAAUUUUCCCUUUCAACAAACUGGACAAAGGAGAUGAGAGUAAAGGUAGUAAUGUAAUGAGGUCUAUUCAUGGUGUUGGAGAGUUGAUGUCCCAGGUAGUCUUGAGAGGAGGAGGCUUCCUUCCCACAACCUCCAACAACAGCUCGAAUGGAGACACGGUCAAGACUCAGACUGAACCAGAGAAACAGGACAUACUGGUCAUGGACACCAAGCUCAAGAUCAUUGAGAUCCUACAGUUCAUCCUGAAUGUCCGCCUGGACUACAGGAUCUCCUGUCUGCUGUCUAUAUUUAAAAGAGAGUUUGAUGAGAGUAACUCCCAGAGUGAAAUAUCUGUAACUGGAGCAGUGGAGGGACCAAACAAUAUGCCAGGGGCUUUGGAUUUUGAACACAUAGAGGAACAGGCGGAGGGGAUAUUUGGAGGAAGUGAAGAGAACACCCCACUGGACCUGGAUGAUCAUGGUGGCCGUACCUUCUUGAGGGUCCUCCUUCACUUAACCAUGCAUGACUAUCCCCCGCUCGUGUCCAGAGCCCUUCAUCUGCUCUUCAGGCACUUCAGCCAAAGGCAGGAAGUUCUGCAAGCUUUUAAGCAGGUCCAGUUGUUGGUCACCAGCCAAGAUGUGGAGAAUUACAAACAAAUAAAGUCCGACCUGGACCAGCUGCGCUCUAUUGUAGAGAAGUCCGAGCUGUGGGUGUACAAGAGGCAGGGGCCUGAUGAGCCCAUGGACACGGGAGAGGGGCUGUCCACUGAGUCGGCGCAUAAAAAGGGAGACUCUGGGGGCACGGACAAACCGAAGAAAGCAGAAAGUACAAGCAGUUACAACUACAGAGUGGUCAAAGAGAUCUUGCUGCGGCUCAGCAGGCUGUGCGUCCAAGAAGGUCUGUCAGGCAGGAAGAGCAGGAAACAGCAGCAGAGACUUUUACGCAACAUGGGAGCUCAUGCCGUUGUACUUGAACUCCUGCAGAUCCCCUACGAGAAGGGAGAGGAUUUGCGAAUGCAGGACAUCAUGAAGCUCGCCCAUCAGUUCCUGCAGAACUUCUGUGCAGGAAACCAACAGAACCAAGCACUGCUGCACAAGCAUGUCAAUCUUUUCCUCAACCCAGGGAUUUUAGAAGCCAUCACUAUGCAGCAUAUCUUCAUGAACAACUUCCAGCUGUGCAGUGAGAUCAAUGAGCGUGUGGUUCAGCAUUUUGUCCACUGCAUUGAAACGCACGGCCGCAACGUCCAGUACCUCAAGUUUCUGCAGACUAUUGUCAAAGCAGAGAACAAGUUCAUCAAGAAGUGUCAGGACAUCGUCAUGGCAGAGCUUGUGAAUGCUGGCGAAGAUGUUUUGGUCUUCUAUAAUGACCGCGCCUCCUUCCAGACAUUGGUCCAGAUGAUGCGAUCGGAGCGCGACCGCAUGGAUGAAAAUAGUCCUCUGAUGUACCACAUUCACCUGGUGGAGCUCUUGGCUGUCUGCACCGAGGGCAAGAACGUCUACACAGAGAUCAAAUGUAACUCCCUGUUGCCACUGGAUGACAUAGUGCGUGUGGUAACCCACGAGGACUGCAUCCCUGAGGUGAAGAUCGCGUAUAUCAACUUCCUGAACCACUGUUAUGUGGACACUGAGGUGGAAAUGAAGGAGAUCUACACCUCCAACCACAUGUGGAAACUCUUUGAGAACUUCCUGGUGGAUAUUUGCAGGGUGUGCAACAAUACCAGUGACCGUAAGCAUGCAGACACCAUUCUGGAGCGCUAUGUCACGGAGACGGUCAUGAGCAUCGUGACGACUUUCUUCAGUUCCCCCUUUUCUGACCAGAGCACCAGCCUGCAGACCAGGCAGCCAGUCUUUGUGCAGCUGUUGCAGGCAGUGUUCAGGGUCUACCAUUGUAACUGGCUGACUCCAGUCCAGAAGGGCUCUGUUGAGAACUGUAUAAAGGUGCUCUCUGACGUUGCCAAAAGCAGAACAAUAGCCAUCCCAGUGGACCUGGACAAUCAAGUGAACAAUCUGUUUGUGAAAUCCAACAACAUUGUCCAGAAGACCGCCAUGAGCUGGAGACUUUCUGCUCGUAACGCUGCUCGCAGAGACUCUGUGGUGACCGCCUCAAGGGACUACAGGAACAUUAUCGAGAGGCUUCAGGACAUUGUGUCAGCUCUCGAGGACCGUCUGCGUCCGCUGGUCCAGGCAGAACUGUCGGUUCUGGUGGACGUGCUACAUCGGCCUGAGCUGCUCUUCCCUGAGAACACAGACUCGCGCAAGAAGUGUGAGAGCGGGGGUUUCAUAUGCAAGCUGAUCAAACAUACUAAGCAGCUGCUGGAGGAAAACGAGGAGAGACUGUGCAUCAAAGUUCUGCAAACACUGCGAGAGAUGAUGACAAAAGACCGAGGUUAUGGAGAGAAGCUCAGGGCCUUUGAUGAUGAGAUGGAUAUGCCUAAGCUGCUGGAUCAGAACCAGCCUGAGAAGCUGUUGGAGGACCAGAAGAGGGGCGAAGCACUGAGACAGAUUCUGGUGAACCGUUACUAUGGCAACUUCCAUCGGAGCGGUGGGCGGAGGGACAGCCUUGCGUCAUUUACCAAUGGCCCCCUCAGUCCGGUAGGACCUGGCAAAAGCCAAUCAGCUUUAGGGGGUCCUGGGGGCCUGAGUCGUGGUGAAAUGAGCCUGGCGGAGGUGCAGUGUCACCUGGAUAAAGAGGGAGCCUCUGACCUGGUUAUUGACCUCAUCAUGAACGCCACCAGUGACCGAGUCUUCCAAGAAAGCAUUCUCCUGGCUAUUGCGUUGCUGGAGGGUGGCAACACCACCAUUCAGCAUUCCUUCUUUUGCCGUCUGACAGAGGACAAGAAAUCGGAAAAGUUCUUCCGGGUUUUCUACGACCGUAUGAAGCUGGCCCAGCUGGAGAUAAAGGCCACGGUGACAGUAAACACCAGUGACCUGGGGAACAGGAAGAGGGAUGAUGACAGCCAGGAUAAAGACGCCCCUGUUCGCAAAAAAGCCAGAGACUCAGCAGUGGUCAUGACGGAGGACGUGAGAGAGCAACUGAUUGAGGCCUCGUCCGCGACAAAGAAGGCCUUUAACUCUUACCGGCGUGAAGCCGACCCCGAGGACCACUUCACCUCCGUGGACGGCCAGCCCAGCACCGGGGACAAGAACCAGGACGACGGAGAGAUGAGCUUUGUGAUCGUUAUCAUGCAGCCUAUUCUUCGCUUCCUCCAGCUUCUUUGUGAGAAUCACAACCGUGACCUGCAGAACUUCCUCCGUUGUCAGAACAACAAGAACAACUACAACCUUGUGUGUGAGACUCUGCAGUUCUUGGAUUGUAUCUGUGGCAGCACCACAGGUGGCCUCGGCCUACUGGGACUCUACAUCAAUGAGAAGAAUGUGGCCCUCAUCAACCAAUCUCUGGAGAGUCUCACAGAGUACUGCCAGGGCCCCUGCCAUGAAAAUCAGAAUUGCAUUGCCACUCAUGAGUCAAAUGGUAUUGAUAUCAUCAUCGCUCUGAUCCUUAAUGACAUCAACCCACUUGGGAAAAAGCGAAUGGAUCUGGUGCUAGAGCUCAAGAACAAUGCAUCCAAGCUGCUGCUCGCCAUAAUGGAGAGCCGUCACGACAGUGAGAAUGCUGAAAGGAUUCUGUACAACAUGAGGCCUAAAGAGCUGGUGGAGGUGAUAAAAAAAGCCUAUAUGCAAGGAGAAGUAGAGUUUGAAGACUCAAAGGAGGAGGAGGAUAAUGGGGAAGAGGAAGAACAUGAUGCCGCCUCCCCCAGAAAUGUUGGACACAACAUCUACAUUUUAGCUCACCAGUUGGCGCGACACAACAAGGAGCUGGCCAUGAUGUUAAAGCCAGGAGGGGCCAGUGGAGAGGGAGAUGAGGCCUUGGAGUUCUACGCCAAACACACUGCUCAGAUAGAGAUUGUACGUCAGGACCGAACAAUGGAGGAGAUUGUGUUCCCUGUGCCCAACAUCUGUGAGUUCCUGACCUUGGAGUCAAAGCUGCGAGUCUACUACACCACCGAGAGAGACGAGCAGGGCAGCAAGAUCAACGACUUCUUCCUGAGCGCAGAGGACCUCUUCAACGAGAUGAACUGGCAGAAGAAACUCAGAGCCCAGCAGGUGCUGUACUGGUGCUCCAGAAACAUCUCGGUGUGGAGUAACGUUUCCUUCAACCUGGCUGUGCUCAUGAACCUGCUGGUUUGCUUCUUCUACCCCCUGGAGGGGGUACAUGGAGGUAUGCUCGAUUCCCACCUGUCUGCACUGCUGUGGAUGGGAGUCUUGGCAACACUGGUCAUUGUCAUCAUCAUGCCCCAACCGCUGGGCAUCCGUGCCCUGGUCAUCGUCACCAUCCUCCGUCUCAUCUUCUCCGUUGGCCUGGAGCCGACCCUCUUCCUUCUGGGUGCCUUCAAUGUGUGUAAUAAAAUCAUCUUCCUCAUAAGUUUCGUGGGGAAUCGAGGAACCUUCACAAGAGGCUACAAAGUCAUGGUGUUGGACUUUGAGUUCCUCUACCACCUCCUCUACCUCAUCAUCUGCUCUCUGGGGGUGUUUGUCCACGUCUUCUUCUACAGUUUGUUGCUGUUCGACCUGGUUUACAGAGAAGAGACCUUGCUGAAUGUAAUUAAGAGUGUGACACGUAAUGGACGCUCCAUUGUACUCACCGCCGUGCUGGCACUCAUCUUGGUCUACCUGUUCUCCAUUGUUGGCUACAUCUUCUUCAAAGAUGACUUCAUCCUGGAGGUCGACCGGAUCCCCAACACAACCAUGAAAAGUGGAGCCAGUCUGGCCGGCGAGUUUCUGUCUGACGGGAUGUGUCGUGGGGGGAUUGAUGACAACUGUACCACAGUGACCCCACAGGAAGAUUUUGGGAAAGACGGUGAGGAGGACAGCGAUAUGGAGCGGACGUGUGACUCUCUGCUCAUGUGUAUCGUCACUGUGCUGAGUCACGGCUUGAGGAGCGGAGGGGGCGUCGGGGAUGUUCUCCGCAAACCUUCCAAAGAGGAGCCCCUAUUUGCAGCCAGAGUUAUAUACGACCUGCUGUUCUUCUUCAUGGUCAUCAUCAUUGUCCUCAACCUCAUCUUUGGCGUCAUCAUCGACACCUUCGCUGACCUGAGGAGUGAAAAGCAGAAGAAAGAGGAGGUGCUGAAGACAACCUGCUUCAUCUGUGGCCUGGAGCGAGACAAGUUUGACAACAAAACGGUGACUUUUGAGGGGCACAUCAAAGAGGAGCACAACAUGUGGCACUACCUGUUCUUUAUUGUGCUGGUAAAAGUUAAGGAUUCCACCGAGUACACGGGCCCGGAGAGCUACGUGGCUGAGAUGAUCAAGGAGCACAACCUGGACUGGUUUCCACGGAUGCGCGCCAUGUCACUGGUGAGCAGCGACGCAGAGGGUGAGCAGAAUGAAAUCAGGAACCUGCAGGAGAAGCUGGAGUCGACCAUGAGACUGGUGGCCAACCUGUCUGGACAGCUGACCGAGCUCAAGGAGCAGAUGACGGAGCAGAGGAAGCAGAAGCAACGAAUCGGUCUGCUUGGGCAUCCCCCUCACAUGAACAUCAACCCCCAGCAGCCUGCCUGAGGAUUCCCGGGCUUCACUGGUGCCUGUGUGCCUCCUCACAUUUUUAAACGGGAGAAUGCCAAAACGUGUCUUUCUCCAGUGUGUAUUUAGGUCUGACUGUAUACCUUCCGCAGACACUCUUCACUUCUGGGUGUCUGUGAAGUGAAAGUUAUCUGAGGAUGUCACUCGAGGUGCCGAUGCGUCUGUGCGGGUGGACUAUGCACCAAGUGCCACGGGACCUGGGAAGCCAGUCUUGUAGGUUGAGGAGAUAAAACAAAAUACUGACUUUGACAGCUUUACUACCCAGAAUGCCUUCUGCAAUGUACCACACUGACGGCAUGCCAAAGUUCAGCCAUUGUUCCCGAGGAACUUUUCCUCUCAAGUGGCCUUGUAUCGAGGUUUUAAUCCUCAGGGUUGCACCACCAAACUCAGGUCACGUGCAUUUGAAGGUUUCUUUGAACUCUACAAGAUAUUAUUGAAUUAUUUUUUUGUCUGACAGCAGUAGGACAACUUAUGUUAUAUGCAAAGUCUAAAUAGGAAUGAUAUAUAUGAAAUGAUCAUAUAUUUAAGAUAAGGACACAAACAACUCUACAAACCUGAGGAAUUCAUUAUAUUUUCCAAUGUUUCUAAAAUGCUGUUAGAAAAUCUUCACAGUGUUGUUUGUUUGUAAUCCGGCGGACAAGGAUUUGUUAUCACUUUCAUAAUACUAAGUAAUCUUGAAUGAAGGUUCUGCUUUAACCUUUUUUUUAUUUUGAAUAAUGACCUUUAUGAACAUACUGGAGAUGAAGGAGUAAAUCAUAUGACUGCAGUUCCACGUUGUGCUUAUAAUGAGAACCAAAGUUAAAGGAUUUUCGGGAGUAGAGGUGAAGGAGAUUUAUUCUUCUUCUGUGCACUGAAUUAUUUAAUCUUUUCUUUAAUUCAUUUAGUCCUGAAGCACUGAGGUUUUCUGUAGCACACAAACAAUUGUUACUUUUUGGGUUGGUCACUUUGUAAAAGAACCACAACAGAAUGAAUGAGUGCGUGUGGGUGGGUGGUUGUGUAUGUGUAUAAAAGAUGUCAUUUGGAGUGUGGCUUGACCAAACUGAACUUUUGUACUAAUAGAUGGUUUGUGUCUGAAUUGUACAUUCCAAUCUUGGAGUAUAUAUUUAAAUAAACAAGUGUGUAAAACAGUC